Messenger RNA from Nothobranchius furzeri (turquoise killifish), 6230 nucleotides. The record is from RefSeq and is a predicted model, not a curated record. Lineage: Eukaryota; Metazoa; Chordata; Actinopteri; Cyprinodontiformes; Nothobranchiidae.
UGUGUUCACAAUGCAUUGUGGGAAGCAGAAGCUACAGUCAGUUGGGAAAAAACGUUGUACAGAAAGCCUGCUUAUCCGUGUUUAAACUUCAUCUCCUGUGCCCUGAAUCUUUAUAUACAUCAUCGAAAGCAAUGACUUUUCACUCAGCACUUUCAUCGAGCUAUUCAAGCCACAAUUGUAAAAGAUUGUAAGCUGUCAAGAAGACCGUAAUAAAGGAGUAAGACGCUCAGUUUCCUGGCUCAUGAAAAAUGAGUUUGGCUUGCUGUUGACCUGCGUUAACAUACACGGUGUAUCCAACACGUAGCGAUAACAGUACAGUGAAAAGUCACGUCAGCAGUUGGUGGAAGAUAAAGUUUAUGCCACAGCGAUGGAUGCCCACGGGGAGAAGGCAGAAGAAAUGGCUAACUCAGGAGACAAAGCAUCAUCAGAAGCUAGCUCUCGAUCCAAAUACUCUGGCUCCAAGCGCUCAUCUUCCAAGUUGUCCUCAAGGUCCAGUGUAUUAGAAGCAGCCAUCUUUGCAAGAGCUUCUGCUGAAGCUACAAACACCAAAGCCUUGUACAGUAAGAGACAAUUGGAAAUUAAAAAGCAGCAAGCAAACCUGGAAAUGGAUUUACAGAUAUUAGAGAUAGAAAAAAAAGCUGCAGCCGCUAAGGUAAAAGCAGAGGUCCUGGAAGCUGCCGCAGCUGUCGAACAAGACAAAGGAGAAAGUUUAAAAAGUUCAGUCCCACCACAAGUUACCAGACAGAGAACUAUGGAGUAUGUGCAACAUCAAAGCCAGCUAAAGUCACACCCGGCUGAAGAAGCAACACCUCAAGUCAAACUGACAGCAAAGGCACCAUCAUUCACUCCAAGGGAGCCAACCUGCUCUCCACCUGUACUCUCAAAAAUGUACACAGAGGAGGAAACUUUUGGCCCACCAAGAGAGUAUGUUGAACCGAAAAGUCACCAUGCUCCUCACAAUAGUGAUACACCUAUGGCUGACUUUGCUAAGUUCCUUGCACGCAGAGAGUUAAUCACAACAGGGCUCUUUAAGUUUGAUGACAACCCCGAAAAUUUUAGAGCAUGGCAGUCUUCAUUCUUAAAUGCAACUGGAGGCAUUGAUCUUACAUACAGCCAGCAGUUAGAUCUCCUAGUCAAAUGGCUCGGUAAAGAGUCCUCAGAGCAUGUUAAAAGAAUCCGGGCUGUUUAUACCAGUAGCCCCAAAGCUGCCUUCCAGUUGUCAUGGGAUAGGCUGGAGGAGUGUUAUGCUACACCUGAAGUAGUAGGGAAUGCCCUGUUUAAAAAACUGGACGGUUUUCCUCGCCUUACAAAUAGAGACAAUGUUAAACUUAGGGAACUAGGAGAUUUGCUCCUAGAGCUGCAGGUCGCUAAAGACGAAGCCUACCUCCCAGGCCUCGCUUACCUCGACUCGCCACGCGGGGUUAAGCCCAUAGUGGAAAAGCUGCCUCCAAGCUUACAAGAUAAAUGGCUCCACACUGGUUCAAAAUACAAACAGAAUUAUAAUGUGACAUUCCCUCCAUUCUCAUACUUUGUAAAGUUUGUCCAAGAGGAGGCAAAAGCGAGAAACGAUCCAAGUUUUGUGUCGUGCAGCAGCCAACCCCUCAACAAAGGUGAGAGACCACCAUUCAAACAAACUAGCUACAAAUCACCUCUAACUGUAGAUAGAACAGAGGUUGAUACAAGUGCCUCUGCUAGUAUCAGAGAGGAUGAUCUAACACGUUAUUGUCCAGUCCACAAGAAAACGCAUCCUCUAGCCAAAUGUAGAGCUUUCCGGAUCAAACCACUACAAGAAAGACAAAACAUACUCAAAGAACACAAACGAUGUUUUCGCUGUUGUUCUCCCAUGCACACAAUAAAGGACUGCGACCUGAAGGUCAAGUGUGAGGAGUGCCAAAGUGAAAAACAUUGCUCUGCCAUGCACCCUGCCACGGGUCAAAAACCCCAGCCACAAAAUGCACCUGAACCAGAGCCUCAGCUCCAUGACAACACUCUACCCAAGGUAACGUCACGAUGCACUGAGAUCUGUGGUGAAGGCUGUCCUCCGCGUUCUUGCUCCAAGGUAUGUCUAGUUCGAGUUUUCCCUAAAGGUCAACCAGAACGGUCUGUUAAGAUGUACGCCAUUCUUGAUGAUCAGAGCAAUUGCUCGCUGGCACGUCCUGAAUUCUUUGAGCUAUUUGGAAUCAAGGGUAGCCCUCUGACAUACCAUAUGAGAACGUGUGCUGGUUUAACUCAAAUGCUCGGCAGGAAAGCAGUGGGGUUCCAGAUUGAGCCUAUAGGUGAAGGCCCACGUCUAGAUCUUCCUCCUCUCAUUGAAUGUGAUGAGAUAGUAUUUAACAGAGAUGAAAUACCUACACCUGAAGUCGCUCUUGCCCAUGCCCACUUGAAACAUCUGGCUCCCCUGAUACCUAAGCGCGACCCAGCAGCCCAGAUUGCAGUUUUACUGGGCAGAGACAUCAUACAAGUCCACAAGGCACGACAACAAGUCAACGGACCCCACAACGCUCCCUUUGCUCAGCGCCUAGACCUAGGCUGGGUAAUCGUGGGGGAAGUAUGCCUCAAUGCUCACAGGCCAACGGUCAAUGCCUAUAAAACUCACGUGCUGUCUAACGGACGACCAUCUCUCCUCACUCCUUGUCCUAACAGCAUGAAGAUCAAAGAAAAACCAUGCUAUGGCGGGGAGCACAAGAGUAGCUUCUUAAAACACAGUUCAAAACUCAACGCAGCAGAAGAAAAGCUUGGAGAGAAAGUUUUUGAGCACACAGAGUAUGACAACCAGCAUGCCCUGUCCUUUGAGGAUGAGACCUUCCUUAAGAUAAUGGAAAAGGAAGUCCACCAGGAUGGAAACAAUAACUGGAUUGCUCCUUUACCAUUCAAGUCCCCUCGCUUGCCACUUCCAAAUAACAGAGACCAAGCACUGUCUAGACUUAACUCGCUGAGACGCAACUUAACCAAAAACCCUCAAAUGAAAGAGCAGUUCUCAGAAUUUAUGGACAAGCUGUUUAAAAACAACCACGCAGAGAUUGCGCCACCCAUUGAUGAGAACACUGAGUGCUGGUACCUGCCUAUUUUCGGCGUAUAUCAUCCCCAGAAGCCCGGUCAGAUACGGGUGGUCUUUGACUCUAGUGCCGAGCAGUCCGGCGUGUCACUCAAUUCAGUGUUAUUAACAGGCCCUGAUCUCAAUAACACCCUCCUUGGUGUCCUGAUUCGGUUUAGGAAGGAGCUCAUUGCAACCACCGCUGACAUCCAGCAGAUGUUUUACGGGUUCCUGGUUAGACCAGACCACAGAGAUUAUUUGAGGUUCCUGUGGCACAAGGACAAUGACUUGUCAAAAGAGGUGCAGGAGUACCGCAUGCGGGUACAUGUUUUUGGUAAUAGCCCGUCACCAGCAGUAGCCAUCUAUUGUCUUCGAAGAGCCAUCCAAGAAGGUGAGGCAAAGUUUGGAGCAGACACAAGACACUUUGUCGGGAGACACUUCUAUGUCGAUGACGGGCUGAUUUCAGUUCCCACAGAGUCUGUAGCCAUCGACCUGCUCAAGCGCACAUGUGCAUCCUUAGCUGAGUCUAACCUCAAGCUCCACAAAAUCGCCUCGAAUAGUGUCACAGUCAUGCAAGCAUUCAAGCCAGAAGAUUUGGCCUCCGGCAUCAAAGACUUGAGUCUCGGCGACGAUGCUUUACCGGCCCAAAGAAGUUUAGGAAUGUGCUGGGACAUUAACACUGACUCAUUUACCUUCAAGGUAGCUGUCGAUGAUAAACCCUAUACCCGCCGCGGGGUUCUCUCAGUGAUUAAUAGCAUCUUCGACCCCUUAGGACUAGCAUCGCCAGUGACAAUCAAAGGCAGACUCUUGUUACGCAAAAUGUCAAAAGGAGUCCAAGAUUGGGAUGCUUCUCUCCCCCAAGAGGAGAUGGAUGCAUGGGAAACAUGGAAAAUGUCCCUCCAAGAUCUGAGCAGCCUCAGAGUGCCACGCUGCUAUGUACCGGCCUCCCUUUCCAAGUCCACUUACACUGAACUAUGUGUCUUUAGUGACGCCUCAAGCUGGGCUGUUGCCGCAGUUGCAUAUUUGAGAACAGUCAACGCGGAUGGACAAUGUGAAGUUGGAUUUGUGCUUGGGAAAGCAAAACUUUCACCUCAACCAGAACCCACAAUACCUCGUCUUGAGCUUUGUGGAGCAGUUCUAGCGGUGGAGAUGGCAGAGCUCAUUCUGGAUGAACUUGAUCAUAAACCAAACACUGUCAAAUUCUACUGUGACAGCAAGGUGGUUCUUGGGUACAUUUGCAACAAUUCAAAGCGCUUUUACGUCUACGUACAUAAUCGAGUUCAUCGUAUACGCCAGUCCACAUCCCCUGAACAGUGGCAUUAUGUUACAUCAGAGCAAAACCCAGCUGAUCUAGCAACCAGGUCGGUACCAGCAUCGCAGCUCAUGGACACUAUGUGGUUUAAGGGACCAGACUUCCUUUACAAACUACAGGAACCAGAGACACAUGAAUCGUUUGAGCUGGUUGAACCUGAAGUGGACUUUGAAAUCCGACAAGUUGGUACUUUCAUUACUCAGACUAAGAAGAGCGGACUCACACCAGAACGCUUCCAACGCUUUUCAAGCUGGACAUCACUGGUACGUGCCAUUGCCUUCUUAGUUCACCAAGCUCGUUCUCACUCAUCAAGCAACUCGUCAAAUCAUUCAUGUAGGGGCUGGCAUAGAUGCAGAGAACCACGCACUCCAGAGGAGUUGGAUGCCGCCAGUAACCUCAUUCUCCAGUCUGUUCAAAAGGACGCCUUUCCUGAUGAGUAUGCUGCUCUCCAAACCAGUCAAACCAUCCACAGCUCUAGCCCCAUUGUGGCCCUUGACCCCUUCUUGGAUGAAAGCCUCAUCAAGGUUGGAGGUCGCCUCAAACAUGCUUCAUUGGACCCAGCGUUAAAGAAUCCAAAAAUUCUGCCAACCAAGCACCAUGUGUCAAGGUUGAUUGUCCUACACUAUCACGCUAAGGUUGUGCAUCAAGGAAGGCAGUUCACAGAGAGUGCAGUUAGACAAGCUGGACUGUGGAUUGUAGGCUGCAAAAGACUGGUCUCAUCCAUCAUCCACCACUGCAUAACAUGCAAGAAACUCAGGGGGAAACUAGAGACUCAAAAAAUGGCAGAUCUCCCGCCUGAAAGACUUGAAACAUGCCCUCCAUUUUCAUACGUCGGGUUGGAUGUGUUUGGCCCAUGGUCAGUGGUCACUCGACGCACACGAGGUGGCGCAGCACAAAGUAAGAGGUGGGCAAUACUUUUUACAUGCAUGACUACAAGAGGUGUACACAUCGAAGUCAUUGAAUCUAUGGACACUUGCAGCUGCAUAAAUGCAAUACGCAGAUUCUUUGCAAUAAGAGGCCCAGCCAAGCAAAUGCGGUCAGACAGGGGCACCAACUUCAUCGCAGCAAGCGUGGAGCUUGGCAUGGCACAACCAAACAACAACCCUCCCGACAUUGUCAACCAUCUUCACGCCAACGGUUGCACAUGGGAGUUCAACCCCCCACAUGCGUCCCACAUGGGAGGCAUCUGGGAAAGGAUGAUUGGGGUAACUCGCCGAAUAUUGGAUUCAAUGCUCUUGCAGAACAAGCACACCCGUCUGACACAUGAGGUGCUUUGUACCCUAAUGGCUGAGGUAUCGUCCAUAAUCAACGCAAGGCCCUUGGUCCCUAUCUCAACUGACCCUUCCUCACCAUUCAUACUCUGUCCUGCGAUGAUACUGACCCAAAAGCAGGGCGUUCCUUCUCCACCAGGAGACUUUUGUGGAAAAGACUUGCUCAAAAACCAAUGGAAACAAGUGCAAGCACUCGCCAAUGGUUUCUGGAGUCGCUGGAGAAACGAAUAUCUCAACACCCUCCAAUCAAGGCGCAAGUGGCAUGGAACACACCGCAACCUUCAGUCAGGCGACAUUGUGUUGUUGAAACACAAUCAAGCACCCAGAAACGAAUGGACAAUGGCUAUUGUCACUGCGACCUUUCCAAGCCGUGAUGGGAAGGUCAGAAAGGUCGAAGUGAGGACAUCUUCCCAGGGAGUCUCAAAGACUUACCUGCGUCCCAUUUCAGAUGUUGUUGUGCUCUUAGAAAAGGAAAUGACUGAGAAAAAGUAGUGGUGGCAUCAGUAAUGCCAGGCGGGGAGUGUUCUGUCCCAAGUAAAAGAUUAAAAAGGAUUCAUGAUAAUUUAGUGAUAAAAACGUCAUAUUUCAUUUGUGGUAAUUGAUGUUAAAAAAG